Molecule: messenger RNA, 1047 nt
Organism: Peronospora matthiolae
Lineage: Eukaryota; Oomycota; Peronosporomycetes; Peronosporales; Peronosporaceae
Source: the annotation of a GenBank genome assembly
AUGUCGGACGUCGAGAUGAAGGACGCCGAGCCUGCGUUCGAGGGCAUUUCGUCACGGAAUCGGUCGACUGAGACGUGGCCGUGGGUCGAGAAGUACCGUCCGUCGUCUCUGUCGGAUUUGAUCGCACACCAGAACAUCAUCGCGACGCUCAACCGCCUUAUUGAUGCACAGAAGCUGCCCCAUCUGCUGUUCUAUGGACCGCCUGGUACAGGCAAGACGUCUAUGAUUAUUGCAGCGGCGCGGAGACUGUAUGGAAAAAACUAUGGGUCGAUGGUGCUGGAGCUCAAUGCAUCCGACGACCGCGGGAUUGAUGUUGUGCGGAAUCAGAUUAAGGAGUUUGCGGGCACGAAGAAGCUCUUUAGUCAGGGCGUGAAGCUCAUUAUCUUGGACGAAGCUGAUUCCAUGACCAAUGACGCUCAGUUCUCGCUCCGACGCGUUAUUGAAAAGUACACGAAGAACGCGCGGUUUUGCCUCAUUUGCAACUACGUGAGCAAGAUCAUUCCAGCACUGCAGUCGCGGUGCACGCGCUUCCGCUUUGCGCCGCUCGAAGAGAGCCAAGUGAGUGGCCGCAUCAAGCACAUUGCAGAGCUAGAGAAAUUGAACAUGACGGACGACGGGUUCAAAGCUAUUCUGCGUCUAGGCCAGGGAGACAUGCGUCGCAUUCUCAAUAUUCUGCAGGCAACGUCUAUGGCAUACGAUAUUGUUGACGAGGCCAAUGUCUACUUCUGCACGGGUAAUCCGCUGCCGAAGGAUAUUGAGUUGAUGGUUCAGUGGCUCUUCAACGAGAAGUUUGCUACAGCCGUGCACAAGUGCGCCGAGAUGCAGAAGAUCAAGGGCUACGCCACGAGCGAUAUCCUUCAGGACGUGUACCGCUACACAAUGGAUCUGGAGCUGCCACCGCGCUCCCGCAUGUAUUUGUACGACGAGCUGGCUAAGCUCGAGCAUCGCCUGUCGAAUGGCACCACGGAGGAACUACAGCUCGCAUCGAUGGUCGCAAUCUUUGCCAUCGUCCGAGACCAAAUGUCGGAAGCAGUUGUCGGAGCCUAG